AUGAGCAUCUCACUUCGUUCACAAGUCUUAACUCAUUAUAAAAAGUUAAUUCGUACUGCACAAGCUGUUUUUCAAAAUGAUCCUGCGCGAAUCUAUAGUAUGACGCAAGGCAUACGAGAAAAUUUUACACAUUAUAAAAAUGAAAAAGAUGAGAAAACGAUCAAAGAGUUAAUUCGCGCAGCAAAAGAUACAGAUAGUUUUCUUCGCCGAGAAGUUUUACAAACAAUACAAACUGAUGAAAAUACUUAUCGUUUAGUUAUCAAACCGUAUAUGCUAUUCGAUAAUACACGCCUGAUUCGUACGUGUGAAGAUGAUGAAAAAGAACAUCAACAUGAAGAAGAAGAAAAAGCACGACAAGAAGGACUAUCUCCUUGUGAAAUCGCAGCGCAAAAAUUAAAAUAA
Molecule: messenger RNA, 402 nt
Organism: Rotaria socialis
Lineage: Eukaryota; Metazoa; Rotifera; Eurotatoria; Philodinida; Philodinidae
Source: the annotation of a GenBank genome assembly